AUGUCCUCGCUGGAGAAACUUAGUGUGACGCAGUCUCUCAAUGUAUGGCCAGCCAAGACUCAGCCGCAGAACGAUGUUAUGGCAUGGCACAUUGAGGAAGCCCUCCGAAAGAAAGAGUCCUGCGAACUCAUGUCACAAUUGAUAGCCAGCCGUGUAUUUGCUACAACCAUGGCCGCGUUGGAGGCUAUCACCCUCACUGUGGCGCACGCGAUGUUCUGUGUCGCCAGUAGCAACUCAUCUGUGCAGAUCUGGAGAGCUUUAGAGGAGGAAGCUAGACAUGUUCUUCAUGGGCCAAUCAAUCAGGACAGUAUCGACAAGUUGCACUUUGCAGAUGCCGCAAUCAAGGAAGGUCUUCGACUUCAGACUGCCCUCAAAGCUCUUACUGUGCAGGUCAUGCACCCUACCGGGAUCACUAUCAAAGACAUCAGAGUUCAUCAACGUCAAGGAGCUCGUAUCAGUGUUUCAGCAUGGGGAAUCAAUCGUGAUGAAUAUAUAUAUCCCAACGCAUACACGUACGACACAUUUAGGUUUGCACCACAGAGGAGGAAUGUCUGUACCUCUGAGGGUAGCGAUGAUGAGUAUUUGAUGACUACACCCUCUGAGAAAUAUCUAUCUUUUGGGUUUGGAAAGCAUGCCUGUCCAGGGAGACACCUUGCUGACCAACACAUCAUCCAUCAAUUACCCGCGAAUUUUGUUCAAGAGGGUGUCCCGUCUAUUCCUGACUCCAUUGGCAUCGCAUUGAAGGCUCUUCAGGACUAUCCUCCUCGAUUACUUCCAUAUCUAACUAAUGAUCCACAGUUUCACAUAGAAAGGGUCAGUGCUGAAGGCUGGAGCAUACAUGGCAGUUUUCUACACGCAAAGAAGAUGGGCCGCGCCUCUACCGCGCCACUACCGCGCCACUUUCAGUUCUACAAGCAGCUUCAACUUGGAUUUUGGCCAUGGGCUAGCAGAGCCCUAAUACCGUCUCUAUGGGGCUUGCCACUCGUUUUCUGGGUCCUUAUUCUAAAGUUGCUGCGUUUUACACUGAUCUGUGAAGGAGACCCGACACAGGCAUACAGGAAGAUCAGGCCCCAGCACAUACCCACCACACAAAACAACAGGUUUAUGGCCUUGCUGGCGUAUACUCACUUCUUUGAAGCAGCUUGGCCGUAUUUGAAAAAGGGCAACUACGAAAGAGCUGCCACUAAAAACCCGAGCUGA
Molecule: messenger RNA, 1200 nt
Organism: Fusarium pseudograminearum CS3096
Lineage: Eukaryota; Fungi; Ascomycota; Sordariomycetes; Hypocreales; Nectriaceae
Exons: 4
Coding region: 1-1200 (399 amino acids)
Molecular function (GO): iron ion binding; heme binding; monooxygenase activity
Source: RefSeq, a predicted model, not a curated record